CUCCCUCCUUAUCUUCCCCGAACAGAGAUUAGAGAGAAAGCUAGCCGUUCUCUUUCCCGUGAGAGAGAUAGUCGGGGGGGCGUCCUUAAACACACAAGACGAGGUUUGCAGCUCCUAUUUUCAAUUGAGGUGGCUUGAAUCAGGGGAGUUGGUUCAGUGGAUUAGCAUGCUGUGAAGAUGGUUUUGAUUACACUGAUCCUUAUAAUUCAUCAAUGCAGAUAAUGGAUGCUGGAACGUUUAGGUGUGACUCUGUUAUGAAGGGAGAUAUGUUCACAUCAAGUGAUGCUUUAAGGAAAGCUGGGCCUGAAUUCUCGAUCUUGGGGCAUUUUCCGUUUAAACAAGGUAAAUCCUUUGCGUUGAGUGGAUCUCAUGCUAGAAGGCCUUUCGAUGGUGUGUUCAGAUCGUGGAUGGUUGAGAGAUGUGCUCCUUUGCAUCUUUUCAUUCCCCGUCCAGUUAGAGAUGAACACAAGGCCGUGAAAUGCUUUAAGAAUGAUUCAUCUGUCUUGAACCACAUCCUAAAUGACCUCCUAGUUGAGGACAAAUUUUUUCCCGAGGAAACAGAUAAAUUUUUGUCCGAGGAAGCAGAUAUAAACUCGGAUCACAGCAAAAGUUUACCAAGAAGAGACCAUUUUGUUGAGGAGCCUUGGCUAUUACAGCCGUCAUUGCUUUCUCAUCAUUUUGAAGAAUCAGAUGCUUCGGGUGUUGUUGUUGAUGAUGAUAACGAGUAUUUUAAAUGCCUCGAUAAUGACGAUCUUGAUACUAGGUUCUUAAACCAUGAAUCUGCUGAUGGAGAAUCUGGGAUUGAGUAUCUAGUUGAAGUUGCUACAACAGAUAAGAACAGUGACUUUUCGGGAACCUGUUAUGGAUCAGGUUUUCCCGUUGAGGAGCCCUGGCUUUUCGAAUCAACAAUCGAUUAUUCCAGGUGUAAUGACAAAAUGAUCCCUGAGGUGUCUACUUGCGAAGAACAUGAGAAGCUGUUGCCUGUUGAAAAUAUUGUAAUUUCUGAGAAGGAAUCGGUUACAACAGUUAUAUUAAUAAACUCGUCUAUUUGCACAAUGCAAAGGAUCGCUGUUUUAGAAAACGGGAGAUUAGUGGAAUUGUUGUUAGAACCUGUCAAAAACAAUGUGCAGUGUGAUAGUGUAUAUCUAGGUGUAGUUACUAAAUUAGCCCCCCAGAUGAAUGGUGCAUUUGUAAAUAUUGGUUGCCGCCAAACUGCAUUCAUGAAUAUUAUUUCCAGAAAGAAGCCCUUUGUAUUUCCUCAAGAUUGUGAUGAUAGCAAAGGUAGAGAAAUCAAUGGCUUCGAGUCUGACAAGUUUGCAGAAAAGUCAGAUCUUCCCGAAACUGAAGCUAAUCUGAAUGAAGCCAUAGAGGAUGAUGAGAUAGAUGAUGAUUCUGUAGAAUAUAUAGACCAUGAUUUCGAGGAGAAUGAAAAUCAUGAUAGGAUUGACGCUUCUGAAGUCCUUGAAAUUGGUAACGGGGUUGAAACUCAUCUUUCGAAAUCACUGAAUAAGUUUGAGAAAAAUGGUCACCAGGAAGAAAGUAAAAGACUCGAACAAGAUUCCAAUAGAUGCAAGAAAGGAGAAAGCAAGUGGGCACAGGUUCGGAAAGGCACUAAAAUAAUUGUACAAGUUGUUAAGGAAGGAUUGGGUACAAAGGGCCCUGCACUCACUGCUUAUCCAAAACUACGAAGCAGAUUUUGGGUUUUAAGUGCUAGCAGUGACAUAAUAGGGAUUUCAAAGAAAAUAUCCGGUGUUGAGCGCACACGUUUAAGAGUCAUAGCGAGAACUUUACAACCUCCGGGUUUUGGUCUUACUGUAAGAACAGUUGCUGCUGGCCAUUCAUUAGAGGAAUUGAAGAAGGAUUUGGACAGUUUGCUUUUGACUUGGAAAAGUAUAACCGAGCAUGCACAGUUUGCUGCUCUUGCCGCAGAUGAAGGAGUAGAUGGAGCAGUUCCCGUUAUGCUUCAUCAAGCAAAGGGCCAAACGCUCUGCAUUGUCCAGGAUUAUUUUAACGAUAAGGUUAAAAGCAUGGUGGUUGAUUCUCCAAGGACAUAUCAUGAGGUUAAAAACUAUCUUCAGGAAAUAGCUCCCGAUCUAUGUGGCAGGGUCGAGUUAUACAACAACAAAACUCCCCUCUUUGAUGAAUAUAAUAUCGAGGGCGAAAUAGAUAGCAUUCUUAGCAAAAGGGUUCCCCUUUCUAAUGGAGGUUAUCUGGUGAUAGAACAAACGGAGGCAUUAUUCUCCAUUGACGUUAAUGGUGGUCAGUGUAUGCUCGGGCAGGGGACGUCACAAGAGAAAGCUAUUCUUGAUGUCAACCUUGCGGCUGCUAGACAAAUUGCUAGGGAAUUGAGGCUGAGAGAUAUCGGUGGCAUUAUUGUGGUGGAUUUCAUAGAUAUGAUGGAUGAUUCAAAUAAGAGAUUGGUCUAUGAAGAAGUAAAAAAGGCUGUUGAGAGAGAUCGAUCGACCGUCCAUGUCUCUGAGGUAUCCAGGAAUGGGCUUAUGGAAAUCACACGGAAACGAGUUCGACCGAGUGUGACAUUUAUGAUCAGUGAGCCAUGCACCUGUUGUCACGGUACUGGGAGAGUGGAAGCUUUAGAGACUGCAUUUUCCAAGAUUGAGCGUGAAGUUUCUCGUUUUCUGUCAAGAAUGGAUCAGAAAUCAGACCCUCGAGAUCCCAAUUCAUGGCCCAGAUUUAUUCUCAUGGUUGAUCAGUACAUGUCCGACUAUUUGACUAAAGGAAAGAAGUCGAAGUUAGCAGUAUUGAGUAGCUCUCUCAAAGUUUGGAUUGUACUAAAGGUUGCUAGAAAUUUUACGAGGGGGGCGUUUGAUUUGAAACCCUUGACAAUCGACGAGUACAACAAUCAAAACCGACCUCCCAUUCCAAUAUUAUGGCCUGCCGAGGCUGGGACUGGGAGUCACCCUCACAAGAAGGUGACACUCUUCCCCAUCAAGAAGUCGAAGACUGGUCGAAAAUGAUAGCGACCAUUUGAAUUGAUGAUGACGAGUCUGGUUUUGUGUUUUUCUGCUUCAAUCUCAUGUUCUGCAUUUCCCCGCCGCAAAUAGGUUCUCUAUAGCAAUAUCGAGUUUUGUGGACGAGCCAUUUUAACUACAGGGUAUCUAUACUCGAGAGAAAGCUUUGGCAAACGACUUUGACAGUAAUUUAACACAAUCUUGCAAGGAGAGAGUGCUAUCGUGCUAAAGCAAAGGGAGCAAUCCGUUUAUCAUUUGCCCAAAGACUUGUGUGACAAAUACAAACCGGGAAACACACGGGCAUAUUUCAAGCAGGCGGGCGAGGGGGCGACAAGCAACAAAACUAACAUUUUGUAACCGGGGGUAAAUAGACGACCUGAUGAGCCAUUGACAACAACAGCGACAAGACAGGAUAUCGAACCAUGUAUAGUGUCUCGACUUUUCUCUUCAAUUUCUCGUGCUGUUGGGUUGUGGUUCCAUCCUGUAUAUGUUGCUUGGAGCCCAGGAAAAGUGGUACAAAUGGAAACACACUUUCAGGAAUCCCUCUGCAUAUCAAUCUGUGUUUUAGAACUGUUCAUUUGGUAUAUGUCAAGCAAGAGGUUAGAGGUGUAUGCACAUUUUUUCUGUUUUGGCUAUACAUGAGAGUACAGGCAAUUUUUUAUUUUUAUUUUUAUGUCUUAUCAUUUCAUGAAAUAAUGAAUAUUUCACAACUGUAUCAUAUUUUUGGAUAUUUUGAACUA
Molecule: messenger RNA, 3709 nt
Organism: Ipomoea nil (Japanese morning glory)
Lineage: Eukaryota; Viridiplantae; Streptophyta; Magnoliopsida; Solanales; Convolvulaceae
Product: ribonuclease E/G-like protein, chloroplastic
Exons: 13
Coding region: 213-2975 (920 amino acids)
Biological process (GO): rRNA processing
Cellular component (GO): cytoplasm
Molecular function (GO): RNA nuclease activity; RNA binding
Source: RefSeq, a predicted model, not a curated record